AUGACAAAGAUCGGUGAAGAAAGCAAGGUAAACCAAUACAAGAGCACCCUCAGUGAAGACCAGCCUCAGAGAAGCCUAAUGAAGACUAGUAAAGAUUUGCAAGGUGAGUUUGAGGCGGGCAGCAUAACUUCUAUCUUCAGCAACCGAGCUGUGGUGAAGUACAGCCGGCUGCAGGAUGUGCUGCAUGGCUGCUCCUGGAAGAUCAAUAACAAGUUGGACGGGACAUACCUGCCGCUGCCGGUAGACAAGAUCAUCCAGCGCACAAAAAACAUGAUAAACAAGAUAGUUCAGUACAGCCUGAUCGAGGGGAACUGUGAGCACUUCGUCAAUGACCUCAGAUACGGUGUGCCCAGGAGCCAACAGGUGGAGCACGUCCUGGUGGAGGGAGCGAAGGCUGCAGGAGCUGUCCUCUCAGCAGUAGUAGAUAGCAUAAGACCCAAACCCAUAACUGCUUGAAGGUGCUGCGAAUUUCAAGCGGAGGAAGAGCUACCAGCAGCUGCGGAGCGAAGACUGCCUUUCUUCCUCCUUGCCUUUCUCACUCAGUGGCCCUGUUAAACAAGAUUGUGAGUUUCUGGAAAA
This is a messenger RNA of Rattus rattus (black rat), 579 nucleotides long. RefSeq names its product phospholipase A and acyltransferase 5-like. Gene Ontology annotation, molecular function: glycerophospholipid phospholipase A1 activity; A2-type glycerophospholipase activity. The transcript has 3 exons. The coding region runs from base 1 to 456 and encodes 151 amino acids. Gene Ontology annotation, cellular component: cytoplasm. Gene Ontology annotation, biological process: N-acylphosphatidylethanolamine metabolic process. NCBI's taxonomy places the organism in Eukaryota, Metazoa, Chordata, Mammalia, Rodentia, Muridae. The record is from RefSeq and is a predicted model, not a curated record.